AUGAAGCGGCAGAACGUGCGGACUCUCUCCCUGAUCCUUUGCAUGUUCACCUACCUGCUGGUGGGCGCCGCCGUCUUCGACGCGCUCGAGUCCGACUUCGAGACCUCCCGCAAGCGGCUGCUGAACUCCAAGCGCAUGGAACUCAAGAGCAAGUACGGCAUGAGCGAGGAGGACUACAGGGAGCUGGAGUGGGUGGUUCUGCAGAGCGAACCGCACCGCGCCGGACACCAGUGGAAAUUCGCCGGCUCCUUCUACUUUGCCAUCACAGUGAUUACUACCAUAGGUUAUGGUCACGCUGCCCCUGGAACCAAUGCCGGCAAAGCCUUCUGCAUGUUCUAUGCAGUCCUGGGCAUCCCGCUGACACUGGUGAUGUUCCAGAGUCUGGGAGAACGCAUGAACACCUUCGUUCGAUACCUGCUGAAGAGGAUAAAGAGAUGCCUGGGAAUGAAGAAUACGGAGGUGUCCAUGGAGAAUAUGGUAACGGUGGGCUUCUUCUCUUGCCUGGGAACGCUGUGCAUCGGAGCUGCAGCAUUUGCUCACUUUGAGGAUUGGACCUUCUUCCACGCUUAUUAUUACUGCUUCAUCACCCUCACCACCAUCGGCUUUGGAGACUUUGUAGCCCUUCAGAACAAUGAAGCCUUGCAGAAGAGACCUCCCUACGUGGCGUUCAGCUUCAUGUACAUUCUGGUUGGGCUCACGGUGAUUGGAGCCUUCCUCAACCUGGUGGUCUUAAGGUUCCUCACCAUGAACUCUGAGGAUGAGAAGAGGGAUGCGGAGGAGCGUGCCGGGAACAAGGACCACAUGGCUAUGACCGUCGGGGAGGACGUUCAGAGCAGGAGCGCCGUGCUACUGCCAGGAGAGACAGGCAGAAGCAGGAGCAAUCUGAUACCCCUGAUGGAGGGGGAGGUGGAGAUCAGGCGAGAGAGUCCAGAGCCAGCCUCAGAUGUUGAAUCCCUUUGCUCCUGUAUGUGCUACAGAUCCCAGCACGGUGACAGUCCCACCGGGUCCCACUGUGGCUCCUUCAGGGCACACACCAACCUGGUCUACUUCAACUCCAUCUCCUUCAAGGUGGACGAGAUGUCGCUGAGCACUGGCGAGAGGUUUGUCUUCUCCUCCCCGGGCAGCUGCAGCUCCCUGGGAUGUCAGGCCUCCAGCCAGCCCCAGCGAACCCGACGGAGAUCGGUGUGA
This is a messenger RNA of Pristis pectinata (smalltooth sawfish), 1188 nucleotides long. RefSeq names its product potassium channel subfamily K member 9-like. The record is from RefSeq and is a predicted model, not a curated record. The coding region runs from base 1 to 1188 and encodes 395 amino acids. Gene Ontology annotation, biological process: stabilization of membrane potential; potassium ion transmembrane transport. Gene Ontology annotation, cellular component: membrane. The transcript is spliced from 2 exons. Lineage: Eukaryota; Metazoa; Chordata; Chondrichthyes; Rhinopristiformes; Pristidae. Gene Ontology annotation, molecular function: potassium ion leak channel activity.